Prorocentrum cordatum is the source of this 1470-nucleotide messenger RNA. The record is from the annotation of a GenBank genome assembly. Lineage: Eukaryota; Dinophyceae; Prorocentrales; Prorocentraceae.
UUUGGCUCCAGAUUCCUUCGUUGACUGAGGCUUAGUUCUCACAAUGGUGUCCAGGUCAUCGCCCUUUUCUUUCUUCUGGUCACCAAUCGGCCUUCGGGCACCGCCGGCAGUGGAUCUACCUCGUGCUCGUCGCCGCGCUUCUGCUGGCCUGGGUCGCAACGCCACUGGGCGCCUGGCUCGCAGCCCAGGUGGUCCAGACCAUUCGGAGGGCGCCAACUACACACCUACGCCGAUCGUGGCCGGGCCCAUCUUGUGCACAGGAUCGACCUGGCCAGGAUCGGUGUGGGUGUAUGGUCGACGCCGUCCGAACCUUCCCCCUGCACCACGACGCCGAGCUCGGCGCGAGCGUUGCCGCCCAGUUCCGGUCGCAGGUGCUCCGCAGCGCUCGCGACCAGGACCGCCUGCAGGCCAUGGGGGAGCAGCUGCUGCGGGGCAUGCGCGCGCGGCUUCCAGCCGUGAGCCAGUACCAGUGGCGUUUCCAGUUCCUUGACGACCGAGAGCGUCAAUGCGUUUGCUUGCCCUGGCGGCUUCAUCUUUGUCAACAGCGGCCUCAGGCGCCUUGCCACGGACGAUGAGCUCGCUGCCGUCCUCGGUCACGAGAUCGGCCACGUGUUGCAUCGACAUUCGUUGCAGCGCAUGGUGCAGUCAAGACUCUUGCUCACUGUCCUGGAAGCUUUCUUCCUCGGUGACAGCGACGGCCGGAGCGAAGCCUUCGGCGACGAGUUGGCCGGCGUUCUGAUGCAGGGCGCGCACACAGUUCUGAGUCUGAGCUACUCCCGAGAGAACGAGUAUGAAGCGGAUGCCGUUGCCUGGUGGGCCACCUUGAACGCUGGUUAUCCUCCGGAGGCCACCGCAAGCUUCUUCAAGAAACUGGACAGUAGUGACACCGCCACCAGUUGGCUUUCCACGCACCCCGCCACCAAGGACCGCAUCGUGUCCCUUGAUGCCAAGAGCCGCGAGCUGGCGGAGCUGCGGCGCGCGCGGGGAAGCGCGGACGUGGCCUCGCACUUCGCCCCUGCGCUGGCCGACGACACCGCCGUGGGAGGCCUCUUCGGUUCUAUGCUUAACGCGAUACCCCCAGAGCUGCAGAAGCAGGGCCUGGCAGCUGCGAUCGCUGGACUUGCGACGCUGGUGGAGUCCGUGUUGAACGAGCUAUUCAAGGAGCCUGGCGACGCGGCCAGCUCGGCUCCGCCGCGCUCAGGUCCGACGGUCGAUUGCGAGGACGGUGAGUCGAAGAUUUCCUUCGAGCCCGUGAGGCCCGGCCGCUACGUGGCCCUGGGCCACGGCAAGUGCUUGACAUCGAGGACUUGCGCGGCAUGCAGCGGGCCGGCCGCCUCGACCUCAACCCCUACACGCGGCAGCCUUUCAGCCACGAGCAGCGGCGCCGCAUCGACGCGCUCUUGAGAUGACCCACCAGACCUGGAUCGGAGACUUAGCUGAGCCUACUCAUCCUCCUCCACCGACUCCUCC